AUGCUCGUCGAAGCCGUCCUGCCCACCCCCUCCAGCGAAAAGUCAGUUUAUUACGACGCACCAAUGGCCAUCUUCAACAACCCCUUCUCGUCGUCCAACAAGGAGUCGUCGGCGUUGCAAGAGCCCGAGCAACACGUUGCGAUGCCCACACCGGAGACUCAUCAGCCCAUCCCUGGCACAUACGAGCAGCCCGGUGGUGUCCACCAAGAGCCCGCAGCCCCCUCCCAAAUCGUCCCAUCCCUGAUCCCUGCUCACGAAGAUAAAGUCGUCGCGACCCCAACUGGACCCAUCGAUGCCGCGGUGCCGGAGCCUCCCAAGUCUAAACAUGACAGCACACUCCUCCCGCCCCCUGAGAAAUCCUCGCCCGUCCCACCCACGACCUCCGCGAAGAAAACGUCCAACUCGCCCAUCACCGGCAACGAGCCCCUCAGCCGGGACUACCCUCAGGUCUCGAAGGCUAGCUCUGUCGCCGAGAGCUCCUCCCGCGACAUGCCAUCCAUCCGCCGCAUCGUAGCGCCCGGGGACAGCGACUCCGAAACGGAAGCCUCCGACGCCCGCGCCGCAACCCUCCGCCGCCACAAGAGCGCCAAGAGCGCCAAAAGCCGGCGUUCGAGCGCGCCUCCCUCGCGCCUGGCUGCCGCAUCUGCGUUCAGCGACUCCUCGGAUGAGGAACGCCUUGCGAGAUCCCGCUCAUUGGGGCAACGCUCCCGUCGCGCCAGCACGGUUCGCACUUCGCGCACGAACGCGAGCUCGCUCAACGGUGGCACGUUCGCCAACGGUGCUGGCAUGAUCGGCCCGAACGCGGAACUGGACGAGGAUACGCGCUCUGUGUUCCGCGAGCGCUCGGCGAGCGUGUCGCGCAGCCUAAGUCAGAAGCAGCACAAAAAGCUUGUGAAAGAGGAAGCCAAAGAGGGAAAGAGGCUUUCCAAGAUAAUCCAGCGGGAGGCCAAGGAUGAGAAGAAGGCGCUCGCUAUCGCGAUGAAGGAGCUUGCAGAGUUGCAGAAGAUGCAGGGUUCCGCCAUUAAGGAUGAUGAGAAGGCGCACCAUGCACAUGCUAAGGCGAUGAAGGCCGCGCACAAGGAAGAGCUUCAGUGGCUCGAAGCUCAGCGUCGGCACGAGUUGAUGCAGACCGAGCUCCGUAUCAAGGCAGAGGCGUACGAGGCAAGCCGGCAACACGCGCAGCGCAUCACGGAGCUCGUACAAGAGAAAAACCGCGAGGUCGAGCUGUUGAGGCUUCAGAAGGGUGCUGACAACCGCGAGCGAGAGGCAAGGAUUGCGGUGUUGAAGGGCAAGGCAUGAGUAGAUGCCCGCGUGUUCACUUAUCCCCGGUAUUGUGUUCUCGAUUCGUGCUUCAAUGUUCACUCUGUAUGACCAGCCAUUUCCAUUGUAUAUCAGCAAAUAUCACCUGGUUUACCGCACUUGGAAACGUUGAAUGAGUAAGAAGCAUAGCCAAUAGCGUACCCAGGAGAGAAUGCCACAACGCCACACGCAGGGAGUUCGACAAUCAAACAAUAGCCCGUGAUCGGUAUAAAAACCAACUCCUUGCUACCUGUCCGCCACGCUCUCUUCCGUCCCAUUCUGUCUCAUACCCACGAAGGAAGGCAUGGUUCGCAGUAUCGACACUCUGCCUCUCGAAGUGCUGGACAUCAUCUUUUGGAUGGUAUGCACGGACGGUGGCCCCAUGGGCGCGGUCCUCUCCGGCGUCUCAAAGUUCGUGCGCGCCGCCUCCGCCCGCGCCAGGUUCCACACAACGAUUGUCAACGGAGAAGUGCAGGUCAAGCGCCUCGCCGAGGAGCUCGCCCGUCCGGACCGCGCAUACGAUUUCAACGUCCGGCACCUGCUCAUCUUCGCCAAACGUACGUCGACGGUCCAUGUGUGCGAUGACUAUGGAACCGUGCCCCGGCCGGCGAACUCGAUUGACGGCGGCAGGCCGUUCUCGUCCCUCGAGCUCUCCAUCCAACAGAUCCUCCGAAGCGCAGCGCCGACGGUGCGCAACUUGAUGGUGUUCGCUCCCAUGCUCGAUUUCGUCAGGUUGCAGCAGGACGUCGCGUUCGCGCAGCUCAGCGACCUUACCUUACAUUCCCACUCGCUCAAUCAUCCGCCUGUCCCUGGCCGUCCCGAAGCCGCCGAAGGCAUCGCCUCGACCCUCGUUCUGUCCACCGUGCACCGCCUACACCUAUGCCAGGUGGGCUUCGAGUCCGGUCGCCACAGCGGCAACUACGUCGCGGUAUUUCAGACCGUGCACGCCUCUUUUCCGUCCAUCGAGUAUCUGAGGCUCAGCGGUCUCGGACCGAGCGAGAGCAACCUCCUCGCGGCCCUACGCGUUUACUUCAGGAUCCCAAAGGAGGCCAUCAAGACCGACGUCGGCCUCACCGCGACCUUGAAGCGGUGGCUCAUCGGAUCCGCCAGCGACGGUCUCUUGAACGCGGAGGUGAAAGCACUCUGCGGGAUCAUGAAGACGCUAAAGAGGUUGUACCUCCAGCGCACCCGGCGUAACGACGAGGGUUCCGAGCCGCAAGAUGCGUUACGGUGGUUGCUUCGACGUGACGGCGUGAAGGGCAGCGGCAAGGCGCUGCUGCUCCCAAAGGAAGUGGUCGUGCAUCUCGGGUUUUUCGCCGCCGAGAUGUGGUAUGACUGUGCUCUCGGAUUUGAGACGUGCUACAUGGACCGGGAAAAGGCGCUGUACGAGUGGGCCCGUCAAGUGCAUAAGGGUGAGUUGAAACCGGUGAAGGCGAACGGCGAGGUCGAUGGCGUUCCGGUGAUCAUCAAGGGAAGAGUUUCCUCCUGGAGAUACAAGGAAAUACGCUGCCUUGGCUCGUGAAUCAGUGUCGUCGAAAGUUCACGGUGUUCCGGAACAUCCGUUGCAAUACUCAAGAGAAAUGUAAAUGCACUUUCUGACUGGAAAGUUCUGGUUUGACGGAUAUGUAGCACCGCUAGUCUCUGGUAUAUCGCGAGAUCAUGAAGGGAUUAUGAGUAGUGAUUUGCAGUGGAAUAACAAGGACCGCCGAAUUGGAUGCUCUCUCCCUCAUGUUGGCU
This is a messenger RNA of Punctularia strigosozonata HHB-11173 SS5, 3036 nucleotides long. RefSeq lists its product as uncharacterized. Lineage: Eukaryota; Fungi; Basidiomycota; Agaricomycetes; Corticiales; Punctulariaceae. The record is from RefSeq and is a predicted model, not a curated record. The transcript has 5 exons. Bases 1 to 1299 code for a protein of 432 amino acids.